AUGAUAAAUGUGAAUACAUCAUUAUGUUGUGAGUUUGUUAAGAGUAUUGAUAAUGAAAAUGUAUCUGCACUGAAAUGUUUUAAUACUAUGAAUGUAAUUAUUGAUCGUCAAACAGAUCUAAAAAAAUGGUUUUUGACGAAUGUUGAAGGACCACAUUUAGCAGAAUUGGAGGAAUUUCAAGAACGUGAUAGUAGAUGGGCAUUAAGGGAGGUAGUUCAUUUCAGAAUACAUAUAAACAAAUGUCAAUUAUUAAGAGGCUCAUCAUAUAUAGAAUUACCAAAAUGUAUUAAAACGAAACAUGCCUGUGUGAAUGUUAAAAAUAAUGAUGAAGCUUGCUUUGCAUGGGCAGUAACUUCAGCUCUUCGUCCAGUAAAAGAUCAUGAUGACCAUUUUGAUUAUGAUAGUAUCAAACAUGAUAAUGAUGAUAUCACAAUUAAAUAUCAUUUUUGCUGGAUAAAAAAUUUUAGGCUUAUAUCAAGAGAAAUGAGUAAACACGAUGGGGCAAUAUACAUAUGCGAUCGAUGUCAACAAUAUUUUGUGUCUGAAAUAAAAUUAAUAAAACAUAGUGAAGAAUUUGAACAGUAUAAUAAAUGUAAAGUUGUUUUACCAAAUCCAGAUAAAAAAAUAAUGAAAUUUAAAAACUUUGCAAAUAAAGAGCGUACAGUCAUUUCUGUUUAUGUUGACUUUGAGUUGUAUGAAAAUUGUUUUGAUGGUGAUAAUGAUAAAUUUAAAUUACUAACGCGAAAGGGUGUAUUCCCAUAUGAUUAUAUAAGUGAUUUAACUAAAUUAGAUGAACAAUCUCUACCAUCAAUUGAUAUGUUUUUUAAAACUUUAACUGAUUCAAAAAUUUCAAUUGAUGGAGAAAGGGUGGUAAAAUUACGAACACGAUGGCUUGGUCGAUAUGGGGUAAAAGUAUUGAUUGCUAAACCAAACUUUUAUAAUCGUACAAUAUUCAGUGAAAAUUUAGUAGCAAUUGAAUUGAAAAAUCUAACUUUAUAUUACGAUAGACCGAUGAUUGUGGGAAUGGUUACUUUAGAUAUUGCAAGAACUAAAAUAAAUGAUUUUCAUCAUGGUUAUGUCAAACCCAAAUUUGGUAAUAAGGCUAAAGGAUUGUAUACCGAUACGGAUUCAAUAAUCUAUAUCGUUGAGACCGAUGACAUAUAUGAUAUUAUUAAAGCAGACAUACAUAAAUUUGAUACAAGCGAUUAUGAACCGAAUAAUAUUUAUACUGUAUAUAUGAUACUGUAUUAUCGCUAA
Chrysoperla carnea is the source of this 1257-nucleotide messenger RNA. RefSeq lists its product as uncharacterized. The record is from RefSeq and is a predicted model, not a curated record. The transcript is spliced from 4 exons. NCBI's taxonomy places the organism in Eukaryota, Metazoa, Arthropoda, Insecta, Neuroptera, Chrysopidae. Bases 1 to 1257 code for a protein of 418 amino acids.